Messenger RNA from Durusdinium trenchii, 1374 nucleotides. NCBI's taxonomy places the organism in Eukaryota, Dinophyceae, Suessiales, Symbiodiniaceae. The record is from the annotation of a GenBank genome assembly.
AUGGCACCAAAGAGGAUUAUCAGGACCACUUUGGAUCCAAACGCAUGGGAGGGCUUGUGUCCGGCCCUUCCAGCGUUUAAACGGCCCUUGUAUGUCGCAACUCCAUGCAUUGGCAUCGAUGGGUGCGGCACUGCCUUGGACGCGCUUGGCGUCAGGUAUCAGGCAAACAAUGUCUAUGACUUAGAGCACCGGUACCAGGCCUACCUCACACAGCACCUAGGUGGAAAUGUGCAGUUGCACCUGGGCAAGAAGGAUGGCGACCUUUGUCAGCUUCAACUCUCUGAUGUCGAGAGGCCUGUCGACUUGCUUGUGAGUGGACCACCAUGUCCACCCUGGGCAGGCCAAGGAAAUCACAAGGGCCAGCAUGACCACCGAGCUGAUGUGUUCAUCGUUGUGAUGAAGGUUUGCAUUGCCUUAAUCAAGGUCGGGGAUUUGCAUGCCUGCUGCAUAGAGAACGUCAAAGGAAUCUUGGCCAAAAUCAAGGGUUCCACCUGUUCCUUCAUGGACCAAAUCUUGCACAUCCUCCGACAGGAGUGUGCUGAGUUCCAGUGGGGAGUUCACACCUUGCAGGCUUCUUCAUACUUGCUUGCCCAGCAGAGAACCAGGGUGUUCCUACGAGGUGUUCGGAAGAGUGACUUCCCGGAGUUCCUCAGCCCAGAUUUGCCCAACUGCAAGUUGGAGACAUUGACUGAGGUCAUGCGAAAAAACCUCAAAGAUGCACAGGCUCAUUUGAAGGCAAUGCUUCAAGAUGGCCACUUGGACGCAGCAGACCUGGUCGUCUUCCCUCUCGACCGCGCAGAUGGAAAGGCGUACAAGAGGAGCUACACCACCAAUUUGGUCCCUACUUUGACCACAAACAACACGUACUUGUUUGUGGUUUCGCUGGACUUCUCCCGUCCAAAUGGCCAACGGAAGUUCCUGAGGUUUCUGCACCCUUCGGAGAGGAUGGUUCUGCAAGGGUUUUCGCCCAGUGUUCUGGAAGGGUCCAGCGAUACCUUGAGGGUGAAGGCCAGCGGUAAUGCUUACCCUGUUCCGCUCAUGAUGGCAGUUCUGCAUGGCGUCCUUCACCAGUUGGCAGGGGGGAUCCCCCAGAAAACGAAGGUGGUGGGAUCCUUGCUGGACCAAGCAGUGGCUGACGCCUGCCACAACUUCGAGGUGUACAUGGACGAGCGCUCUCAAGGAUGUUCUGGAGGCUCGCCCCAGACAAAGGCCAUGAAACGACCAGCGGCCAAAGCCAAGGCCGCCAAGAAAGCGCCAAAGAAGAAACCAGCCAAAGGAAGCAGCAAAACGGUGAAGAAAGCGCCCAAGAAGAAAACACCGAUUCAGCGCCGCCAGUACUACAAGUACCGGUUUUUGUCAUCGUCUUCCUCGUGA